AUGGCAUCUAUAAACCUCGUUUACACACAACUUAGCGCACAACAAGCCUUGCUCCAAGCACAAGCUAACCAGUCGGCAUUUGUUACCCCACCGCAACGGUCUCUUAGUACACACACGACUCAGCAGAUCAAUGCGUGGAAUUUACGCCCGGAGAAAGGACCUGUGCCAAACAUCAGAAAGCCAAGCGCGCACGACACGCGAGACACUUAUGGCGAAACAGAAAGCAAUUAUGUCCAAAACCCGCAAAGAAGGCCAAUUCAAAGCCAUUUGGGCGCGCGCAACAUGAACACUGAAUGGGACGAUGGAGAAGACGACCCAACAUACAAAGGGGAAAGCACAGUAUUCAGCAGAUUACAUCCAGAACAUGAAUCAUACAAACCAGCAAAACGCGUAGGAGACAACCCAAAGGCAGAGCAUGACUACACUCUGAGCUAUCGUCCAUACGAUAUGGCUAAAAAUUCAAAAUUCAUUAAGGAAAUUGCCACGGCUGCUAUAGACAAAACAAAAUUGCCGCACAACGUGGGCAAAUACAACGGCUUGACAGACCCGGAUGAUCAUCUCCAAGUUUUUAAUGGCGCGGGAGCAACAGGAGGAUGGAAUUUACCAACUUGGUGCCAUCUCUUUGCUCAAACAUUUGUGGGCGCAGCACGCAUUUGGUUCGACAGCCUGCCAGCAGGAAGAAUCAAAUCAUGGAUCGACUUUCGAGAGAAGUUUCUCGCGCAUUUCUCUCAGCAACGCAGAAACACUAGAGAUCCAGCUGAUUGUUUAAACAUAUGGCGCAAGGACCACGAAAGCGUGGAAGAUUUCAUCACUAGAUAUAACAAAGAAUGUCUGGAAAUCGGUGAUGUAGGCGAGAAAAUGAUGCACGUGCACUUCAUGAGAGCAGUCAAAUGUGACGACCUAAUCAAGCGGGUAAAGGGAAGAGAUGGAGGACCCAAAGAUUGGGAAACCUUUAUUGAAGCCGCUAAGACCAUUGCACAAACCGACAAACAGCUGACCGGUGAUGAUCACCGUCAGCGCGGAUAUAACCACAAUGACCGGCACAACAAAAAGGGCAGAAGCCAACCAUGGAAAGCGUCCGGUCAUAGAGAAAGAAGCCCAGCAAGGGAGGAUGCGCGCCACACAAUCAAUCACAUAGCCCACCGGAAAGAGGAACAAUGUUUCAAUCAAUUCGACCAAGUCGACAAGACGCGCUUAGAACCAGUCGAUUACCCACUCACUGGCUUCUACAAUGAGGCCGUCUUUCCUUUCGGACAAAUAUCGUUUCCGGUGUUACUCUCGGAUGGAAGAAAUUCAAGAACCGAAGAAGUCACAUUUAUGGUGUUACCCGCGCACUCAAGACACGAUAUCCUCCUAGGAAGAGAGUCUCAAGGAGAUUUCAGUAUGAUUUGCUCAGGUCCACAUUCAGCGGUAGGAUUCCCAACAGAAACGGGGGUAGCAAUAAUAUACGCAAGCAAAGAAGUCUUAGCAACAGAUGAGGUCAGACUUGCAAAAGCAAGUAAGCCAGCACCACGCACAGAAGCAGAAAAAUGGGUAUUGAACAGCGCAUACCUAGAGCAAACAGUUACCUUAGGACCCGCAAUGUCUGAUCUAACACGCGCAACACUAAAAAAGCUUCUGUUCCAAAACAUGGAUGUGUUUGCCUGGACACCAGCUGACAUGGUGGGAGUUCCAUGGAACAUAGCAGAACAUCGACUAAACGUCUCAGAAGAAGCAAAACCGGUGGUGCAUGCCAAGCGCCACUUGGGAGAUAUAAAGCACGAUGCUAUGAAAGAACAGGUGAUGGAGUUGUUAAAUGUGGGAAUCAUCAGAGAAGUCAGAUACCAAACAUGGGUAGCAAGCCCGGUAAUGGUACAGAAGCCAAAUGGUAGUUGGAGAAUGUGUGUCGAUUACAAGGAUUUAAACAAAGCAUGUCCGCGUGACUGUUACGCUUUACCAGACAUUGAUGAAAAAAUCGACUCACUGGCAACAUUCAGAUGGAAGUGCUUCCUUGACUGCUACAAAGGGUACUACCAAGUCCAAAUGGCCAUCCAAGACGAAGAUAAAACCGCAUUCCGCACACCGACAGGGCUAUACUGUUACACCAAAAUGCCUUUCGGUUUAAAGAAUGCAGGGGCCACUUACCAAAGAUUGAUGAAUGAAACGUUCAAAGACGCCAUCGGCAACUACAUAGAAGUAUACAUGGACGAGUUAGUGAUUAUGAGCAAAGAAGAAAGUUUGAUGCUGGUAAAUAUCCAGAAGACAUUUGACACGCUGCGCGGUGUGAGUAUCAAGCUGAACCCAGCGAAAUGUUCUUUCGGCAUGGAAGAAGGGAAAUUCCUGGGCUUCAUCGUUACAAAAGAUGGUUUCAAAGUGAAUCCUGAGAAAGUUCAAGCAAUCGAAAGAAUGCCUUCCCCAUCAACCAUGAAAGAGAUGCAAAAAUUGGCAGGACGCCUAGCAGCACUGAAUCGCUUCCUGGCCAAUCACGCAGCUAAGUCUUUCCCGUUCAUCAAAACACUCCGUAAUUGCAUGAAGAAAAGCCAGUUUCAGUGUACUCCGGAAGCUGAGAGCGCAUUCCGCGAGAUGAAAGAUUGCCUCAUCAAAUUGUCAACGUUGACUGCACCAAUCAAGGGGGAACCUUUGGUGCUAUAUUUAUCAGCUUCUGACAGAGCAGUGGGAGCAGUGUUACUCGUUGAUCGUCAAGGUGUCCAAACACCAGUUUACUAUGUGUCCCGAACCUUGACCGACCCAGAAACUCGGUACGCCAUCAUGGAGAAACUAGUACUUGCAUUGAUCCGUGCGUCAAGACGGCUGCGAAUGUACUUUGCUAACCACGUCAUCCACGUGUUAACAAACUACAACAUCAGCAACAUCUUCACAAGACCACAAAUUUCAGGAAGACUAGCGAAAUGGGCAAUAGAACUUGGAGGCCAUAAUGUGGUCUUCAGGCCAAGACCAGCUAUCAAGGGCCAAGUGCUAGCAGACUUCAUGACAGAAGUGCCUGACGACAAGGAUCGAGAAUGUAAGGCAAUGGAAAAAGCUGAGAAACAGCAAGUAGAAGAACCGUGGCUACUAUACACAGACGGCGCGUCUAACGAAGAUGGCGCAGAUGCAGGGCUUCGACUGGUGAGCCCUGAUAAUCACGAAUUCACCUACGCCAUACGUUUGGAUUUCAAAAGCACGAACAAUGAAGCCGAAUAUGAAGCUUUCCUUGCUGGUUUAAGAUUAGCAAUCAAAAUGGGGGUCAAACACAUCGAGGCGCUCGUAGACUCCAUGUUAGUAGCCGGGCAAAUCAAUGGACAAUAUGAGGCCAAAGGAGAUCUAAUGGCCCUGUACCUGAAUCAAGCAAAGACAUUGCUGCAAACCUUCUAUUCCUACAAGGUGCACCACAUCAACAGAAGCGAGAACAAACCGGCAGACACACUAAGUAAGCUCGCAUCAACAAGUUUUCAGCACCUAGCAAAGGACGUGCGCAUAGAAGUUUUGAGUAACCCAUCAGUGCCGCUAAGGGAAGUAAGCGUCAUCCAAGUAGGAACAAUGUCAUGGAUGACUCCAAUAAUCACAUACCUUCGAUCCGGGAUACUCCCGGAGAACAAAGCUGAAGCGAGGAAAAUCCAGUACAAAGCUGAACAUUAUCAGAUGGCUGAUGGAAUUUUAUACCGAAAGUCAUACCUUGGGCCGUUGUUGAGAUGUGUUGACCCCGAAGACGCGAACUAUUUGAUCAGAGAAAUACACGAAGGAAUCUGUGGUAUACACGCCGGGCCGAGAAUGGUGGUGGCAAAAGUGAUGAACGUCGGGUACUACUGGCCCGGGAUGCAUUUAGACGCGUGGGGAAUAGAUAUGGUUGGCCCUUUCCCCGAAGCCCCAGGCGCUGUCAAAUUCAUAAUAGUCGCAGUCGACGGUUUCACAAAGUGGGUAGAGGCAAAGGCACUUGCAUCGACCACCUCCACUGUCGUUAAAAGAUUCAUAUGGGAACAAAUCAUAUGCCGAUUCGGGUUGCCACUCAAAAUCUUCACCGACAACGGAACAAACUUUGCCGCAGACGAUCUUCAACAAUGGUUCAGAGAAUUACACAUUGAGCACACCUUCUCAUCGGUCGCGCACCCGCAGGGGAAUGGUCAAGUGGAAGCAGUUAACAAGAGCAUUGUUGAUGGUAUCAAGGCAAGAUUGGGAGAAAAAAAAAGAGGCUGGGUUGACGAACUACCCAGCAUAUUAUGGGCCCACAUAACAAUGCCGAAGACAAGCAACGGAGAAACACCGUUCAGCUAA
Messenger RNA from Helianthus annuus (common sunflower), 4248 nucleotides. RefSeq lists its product as uncharacterized. The record is from RefSeq and is a predicted model, not a curated record. The coding region runs from base 1 to 4248 and encodes 1415 amino acids. Gene Ontology annotation, biological process: DNA integration. The transcript has 3 exons. Gene Ontology annotation, molecular function: RNA-DNA hybrid ribonuclease activity; nucleic acid binding. Lineage: Eukaryota; Viridiplantae; Streptophyta; Magnoliopsida; Asterales; Asteraceae.